AUGAGAGUUAUCGUAACUGAGAAAGGACAAGAUCUUCGUAAAGAACUGUUCUUUGAAAAGAUCAACAGCUAAGCUUCUAUAUAAUUAGUAGAUGAUAAGUCAGUCAAUCAAGGAGCGACUUCGAAUAGAAAAAAGACUAAUAGAGGUCUGAGUUUAGGUUCAGAAAAGGAUCAUUUGAUGAAUCCUAACUUUUACCAAGAAAAUGACAUGAAUACAAUGCAAAAAACUGCGUAAAAAUUUAAGACGAUUGAUCCUUAAUUCAAGAAAAGCAUUUAAUCUUAAUACUCUUCCUAGCAAAGGGCUCAAACAUAGCAUCCAGAUAUGAUUGAAAUGUAAAUUCAUAUUCCAAAAAUCAAGAUUUCAAAAUAUUUCAAAGCCAAGUACUAAGGUGCUUACAUUCCCCCAUCUCAAAUAAAAGAAAUGAACAAUAGAAAAGGUGGACUCGUUUUUUCAUAGAGUGAAAAGUAACUCGAUAAAACCUAGAUGAACAAAAUUUAGCAGUUUAAAUAUGAAAUGUAAUAGAAAACUAUGAACAGUACUGAGUCACAGCUCUUCCCAGCUAUAUCAUCAAUGAAACAGCUUCACAUACCAAGAAAAGAAGAGAAAUAACUUAAAGAGAUCUAGCAUGAGCCAGUAUUGAUAAAGAAAAAUGCUGAACAAUUCUAGGAAAAUUAUAAACUCUGGAGCGGUUAAUUAUCAACAGCUUUUUCUAGAGAACAUCUUUUAUCACCUUCUUUUAAUAAGAAUCUUCAUAAGCUUCCAUUUGGUUAUUUAAGUUCAACUAGAUCUUCAACCAAUUUGCAAAGAAGAUAGAAUUUUGCCUCUACUUUGUAAAAUUUUACUUCAUAGCUCACAGCUGGCUAGACACUGGCAACAUAUAAUUUUAGGGCAACUGGCUAAUCUCAAGCAAAGAAUACUGAAUUAAACAAUUCAAAAACAGAUUCAUUGAUUGAAGAUGAAGAAGAGCAGGAAAGAAUGAGAAAGGAUAAGAUAAAGUGGAAGCAUCACCAGGAUGAGGCAAAGAGAGCCAAGAUGAUGAUUAGACUUAGAGAGAAGUUAGAGGUACCAGAAUCUGCGCCAGAAUUAUAUGAUCCAAGAAGAGUGUAGGAAGAAAGAGAUUUCAUCGAGAAUGCAAUUAAGAGAAGCGUCCAAGGAGAAGGAUCUAAAGAUAAAGUUGAGAAAGAGCAUAACUUAAAAUACAAGAAGUAUUGGGACAAGGAUCAUGCAGCAUCACUCUCUAACAUUAGAAAAUAUGAUCUUUCCUAUGCUAGAUUCAAGGAUUUAAACAAGAAUCCACAAAACAUAUUAGUCUUUAAUGGAAAACUUCUGGACUACUUGUAGAAGACAAAUAAUGGAAAGAAGCAAACAAAUGACACAACAAGAAAUGAGAAAAAUAACACCCAGAAAGACUAACUUUGA
Molecule: messenger RNA, 1419 nt
Organism: Stylonychia lemnae
Lineage: Eukaryota; Ciliophora; Spirotrichea; Sporadotrichida; Oxytrichidae
Source: the annotation of a GenBank genome assembly